AUGACUCUGACAAAAUUUUUAGUAAAAAGUACAGCAAGAAUCGCAUUAGUGGGUUUUACUAUAAAAGUUAUAUGUGAUACAAAUGCCUUCUCUACAAAUUCAAAAGAAACUGAAGAAAAGUUCCAACAAUUAGUAACUGAAAUUGUCCCAGGAACACUUGGAAUACAAAAACAGCUAGUAACCAUGAAAGAUGGGGCACGGGAUGAAUAUAAUAAAACUGUUGAUGGGAUAUUUACAGCAAUUAAUUAUUUUCCAGCAACUGUUAGUAAUUUUGCAAAGUCAUGUUAUAAAUUCCCAUUAUUAGAGAAAAAGAUUGAACAUUGA
Molecule: messenger RNA, 324 nt
Organism: Strongyloides ratti
Lineage: Eukaryota; Metazoa; Nematoda; Chromadorea; Rhabditida; Strongyloididae
Exons: 3
Coding region: 1-324 (107 amino acids)
Source: RefSeq, a predicted model, not a curated record